Molecule: messenger RNA, 2914 nt
Organism: Penaeus monodon (black tiger shrimp)
Lineage: Eukaryota; Metazoa; Arthropoda; Malacostraca; Decapoda; Penaeidae
Exons: 6
Coding region: 415-1614 (399 amino acids)
Source: RefSeq, a predicted model, not a curated record
AGUUGUCAUUUGACUGUGGUGGACUCUAAACGUAUAUACUUAUUUCUACUGUUUGUUGGGAACAAAACAAUAACAAAAAGCAAAAGACAUGAAAGAACACGAAGAACAUUAAUGUCAAGAACAAGAAGGAAGAACACAGAACAGAAAUAAUCGAAGUAGAAAAAUUAUUUAAAUAUCGGAGAAGGAAAUAGAAAACAAAGAAAAAAAAAGAGACGAGGGCGUUCUGAACACACUUGAACAGGAAUUGAACAUCACUGAACAAAAUGUGAUAAAAGAAAGUGAGCAAGUUGAACAAAAAACGGAAUAUAAAAUGGACACGAUGGAAAGCGAGUGAAAGUGAACAUAAAUGAACAAAUAUUGAACAUCAAUUGUAAACAGGCUGAACAUAAACCAUCUGAACACAAAACAAGAACAAUGAACGUGUUCACUUUUGUAUUUCUCGUCUACGUUGUUCACCAGACUUCCGCUAGACUCUUGGAGACAGCCAAUCUGACGGAAUUCAACAGUGUUAGAUACAAGGAAAACGCGAGCAUGAGCUUCAUCUUCUUCGCCACGAAGAAUCUCCACAUCAACGUGACUUUGAACGAGGUGCCUCACGUGCUGUGCCGAGUGGGAUCUCAAGCCGAAGUCGCUCUCCACAAACUGGACGACGGAUCGGGACAGUGUCGAUCGGGUGUCACCCCCUUCGUGUUUCAUGAACUGAGAUUGAAUUUACGAACCGGGGCUCACUUCUCGAUCGACGACCCGAGAGGAGAAACCGUCCUCCGUGACAUGCGGUCGCCAGUCGAUGUCGAGAUCGCGGUGGGCGAGUUUCUUCACGCCCUGGUUCCUCCCAGGGACAAGGAAGGCGCCGUCUACGUCACCAGGAAAAUGGAGGGCUGCCCCGACCAGCCAUUAGAAACCGGCCAGACAGCCGUGUCCUUCGCCCUGAUCGGCGUCGUGGCGGUCCUCGCGCUCCUGCUCGUGCUGGCGACCGUCGUGUCCUGCAUCCUGUACCUGCUGGUCCCGCCGGAAACGAUAAAGAGAGUGCUGUUUAGAUCCGGAGGCAACGAUCCCGGAUGCACCGCCCUCUCUUCCAGGAUUGGUCAGAAAGACGCGCAGGACACACCCCCGCCUCCGCCCCGACCAACCAACGCCCAGACCCCGUCCGAGACUCGCACUCCAUUGGCUAAAAUCCCUUCUGUUCCCUUGUCCCCGCCCAAGACAGCGGCGACGCCCCACCAGGACGACGCACGCCGUUCCCACCACGACGACGGAUACGACCCGCUGCACGACCCCAACUACGACUACAUAGAAGCCAACGUCGUCCGCCCCGUCGACCGCGCGAUUCUGGACCAAGAGCUGGCCGGCGCGAACCCGAAAUGGAAGCAGCCGGCGGGGGGUUUCCGGAAGAAAUCGGACCCACAGGCUACGGGUUUCCGGAAGAAAUCGGACCCACAGGCUACGGGUUUCCGGAAGUUAUCGGACCCGCCAGCCCUUAAGCCGGCCGCCGCCACCCCCGCCCACUACCAGCCAUUCGAGGACGACGAAUACAUCAACCUCGGGUCCGGGUUUCCUCCUCUUCAGCAGCACGGCCGCGGGUUCGACCCCAGAGGGUACCCCGCCCACUACUAGGACCCAGUGCCAGAGGACCAAAGAGGGCCAAGCGCCGGGGAUUCCGCUUCACAUGUCGCGGAGGAAUCUCUUGACGGGCGUCGAUCGGGAUUCGGGAUCGGCGCCUCGCGAAGGAGCAGGGGAAAAUGCGUCGGCCGUUGCGGGGUCGCAGCGAAGGGCGUCUUCGACCAGAAUAGGAUGUGUUGCGUGAAAAGAUAAGAUAGGCCUAUUUUCAACAUACUCAACGUGUACUUGGUUUUAUUUUGGUAUUUGCAUACACUUUCAUGAAACAAAACAGAUGUAGGCACACACACACACGCACAUAUAUGCAUACAUAUAUAUACAAACGCACGCAUGCUCACGCACAAACACAAAAAAUGUACAAGCUAGAUAGUUUCGUGUAUAGUACAUAAUAUUCAUUCAAGGCUCACGCGCUAUAUAAUUUCCUAAGUGUUCACCGGAAAAGUAUUUACAAACUGUCUUUCCUUUAGUGGCAAGUAAUCAAUUUAAUUAAUUAAUGCCCACGUGUUCCCCCAGUUUAGACUAUAUUUAAACAGCUAUUACACUAUUACCAGUACCCCACGCCAGUUCACAUUAUCUACUUGUUUUCACAAAUCUAACACUGUUAACGUAUUACACAUUCUGUAUUGAAUGACACAUAACACCAUGAACACUCACUUUUCAACACGUGUAUAAUUUGCCAUACUAUGAUAUACUAGCUUCGACCUACGGCUUCUCCAACUGGCAGUAACCGGACACCCAACCUUAACUAGAUAGCUACGCCUCCCAGUUGAUUUUCAGACUGCCCUUCAUUUGAUCUUCGUAAGAACUGGAGGUAAUGCUGAUGUGCUUUUCUCCGCUAAUAAGACCAAGGAAGAUUGUCUGCUAUACCUUAAUCAGUCGGGCAUUGCGAGGCCUACACACAACACGACCCGUUUCUACUACAUUUCGGCCAAGCUUGCAAUGGUAGCGUAUUUAUCUGCCUCCUUCCCCUGCUUCCGAAGUUGCCAUCAAGACGACAAAUCGCAGAUAGCAGGCAAAAUUCAAAACAGGAAUACAGUCAAGUGCACACAUACAAAAAAGAAAAAUUAUGGAAGCAGCAUACAUCGCAACGUAGAAUAAUGUCAACACAGCAUCAGGCAGAUUCGAACUAUCCAAGGUCACGGCUACAGUUAUACGAACAACGAGUGGGAGGUCAAAGUCGUCAGGUGUUUCGUCAGCUCACGUCUGAUGUACAUUUACAAUGUAAUUUCUUCAAUGUAUGUAUUUCAGACGAAGACACAAUCGAAACCGGUAAAAUACAUCUUUUUUAUUGUGAAGA